CUCUUUGACUCAGCCUAUGAGACAGCUGCUUGGAGGAAGUCUGCCAUUGUGUUCUGAAUAAACGGGAAAGUGAAAGCGCUGACAUUUUAUUCAGGUCACUGGGUGCACUGCUUUUUCGUUUGCAAACGGACGAAACGUUUGUCGGUCGCUUUCUACCAGCUGUCCUCCUUCUCCGCUACAUUAAUGUUAGCUUAGCUUGCUAGCAUGAUGGCAUGCGUGUAAAUGGGAGAGCUCUUCCUCGCUACGUUUAUCUAAAGAGGCAGUUCUACUUUCAGUGGCCGAUCAAGUGAACAACAAACCGCUAUCGCCCCAGACGCUUCCCGUAAAAGGUUGAAGAACUGCCAUGGAGCAGUCCGCGGCUAUGGGCUGUGUGAACAUUGGCAGUCUGACCAGCACCUUGCCGGUGAUCCCCUACCAGAAGCUGACCGACCUGUACUACCUGAGCAGAGGGGGCUUCGGCACCGUGUUCAAGGCGCAGCACUCCGACUGGAGGACCACUGUGGCCAUUAAGUGCCUAAAGCUCGACUGUCCUGUGGGAGAAAGGGAGAGGAACUGCCUGCUGAAGGAGGCAGAGGUGCUCCACAAAGCCAGAUUCAACUACAUCAUCCAGAUCUUUGGCAUCUGCAACGAGCCCGAGUUCUUCUGCAUAGUCACAGAGUUUAUGAGCAAUGGCUCUCUGGACCUGUUACUCCACGAGAAGGACAUGUACCCUGUGCUUGCCUGGCCUUUGCGAUUGAGGAUUGUUUAUGAAAUUGCACUUGGGGUUAACUUCCUUCACAACAUGAACCCACCACUCCUGCACCAUGAUCUAAAGACACAGAACAUACUGCUGGAUGGUGAAAUCCAUGUUAAGAUUGCAGACUUUGGCCUUUCUAAGUGGCGGCAGCUGUCUGUCAGUAAAGGCUCAGGAUCCAAGCCCACAGAAAUGGGGGGCACAGUGAUCUACAUGCCCCCUGAGGAGUAUGAACCAUCCAAGAGCCGCCGCGCCGAUGUGAAACAUGACAUGUACAGCUAUGCUAUCAUUAUGUGGGAGGUGCUCUCCAGGCAGAUUCCAUUUGAAGAGGUGACAAACCCCAUGCAGAUCAUGUUCAGUGUGCUACGCGGGAUGCGUCCUGACACAAGCCUGGACAGCCUGCCCGCUGACAUCCCCAGCAGAGAAACCCUCAUCAGUUUAAUGACAUGCGGCUGGACCUCUAACCCUGAUGAACGGCCUUCCUUCCUCAAGUGUUUGAUUGAGCUGGAGCCCAUGGUGAGGAGUUUUGAUGAAAUUGACUUCCUAGAGGCUGUGCUGGAGAUCAAGAGGUCAAAGCUAAGGCAGAGAUCAGGCUGCUGUUCAGCUCAGCCAGUGGCCGAGAAGAAGGUGGAGGAGGGAUCUCUGAACAUGCUGAAGGACAGAUCCAGCCCCUGGCCGGAGGGCUUCACCUCAGGCUCAGGCUCAGACAUAUCUCUACCCGGUGCCCUCACCAGCAGCAACGCUGCACCAUCUAAAGAUGGCCUUCCAUCAUCAUUCAUAGCUCACACUCUGGAGCCUCCCGAGUCUCUGAAGGACCACUGUGCAGGCAACAAUCUGAACGGAUACCAGAGCGCCAGGCCCCUGAACGAUCUGAAUAUUCCAGUCAGACCAGCCAUGCCCGUCACUGAGUAUGAGACGCAGCUGGACAAUCUCACUCUCAAGCCGCAGCCUUUGAAACAAGUAGAUUACUCUGCCCCUCUGGACCACUCUCCAGCUUCACCAGGCCCGAUUGCCCAGUGGAUCUCAACACGGCGUGAGGAAAUCGUCUCCCAGAUGACGGAGGCCUGUCUGAACCAGAGCCUGGAUGCCCUUCUGGCUCGCUCCAUGCUGAUGCGAGAAGAUUAUGAGCUCGUGGUGAACCAGCGCACACGCACUGCCAAGGUCCGCCAGCUCCUGGAUAACUGCCACAGACACGACGAAGACUUCUGCCGCAUUAUCGUCCGCAAGCUGCAUGACAACAAGCAGAUGGGCCUCCUACCAUACCCAGCUGAGCUCAACUUCCCUUCCCCAUCCCUCGGCCCAAGCGCACCGCCCCUGUCCACGUCCUGUAAUAUACCCCGGAACAUGUAGCAGCAGUCGCAGCCAAGCAGUGGAAACAAGCCAGAUUAUAGACUGUGCCAACUUUACACUACAGUUGACUCUUCCUGGUUCCAUUGUCAUUAAGACUGCCAUCAUGGUUCCUGUCGGUCCUUCCCUCAAAAAGGGAGGAACUGAGAUAUGGUUGGCUGAGCAAAAAGACUCACACGUACAACGCUGUUGGCUUCAAAUUUAAUGUCCACUCAUCAACGAGUUUUAUUCUGUAUAAUCAGAAUCAAAAGAUUUUGACUGAAUCAGUGAUUUUAUUUAACAGUGUUUAUUUAUAGUCCUUUAUUUCUCACUGGACUUAUUACAGGGUUUCACUCCUUAUGAUGUGUUGUGCAGUUUGUCUUAAAAACUCAGCAUUAAUUGAUAAUAUAUGUAGCUUAUUAGUUGUGUGUGUGUGUGUGUGUGUGUGUGUGUGCGCGCGCGUGUGUGUGUGUGUGUAGAAUUCAAACAUCCUGAAUACACUCAGUUGAUCUGAGUAGGUGACAGGAGGACUGUUAACAUGCUGGAAAACCUAGAGCAAAAAAAGGUUUAUUCCUAUUAUAGCAAUCUAAUCUUAAAGUACCAUGGUGUCAUGGGUUCACUCUCCUGAUAACGCUGACCACCUAUGUGAAGUGAGAAUGUGUCUGUCACAGCAACAAAGAGUGUCUUUGUUAUAGGAUGUGUGGUUCAAUAUAAAGACAAAGUGGUGGGAAAAAGCACAGUCAAGUGUGCAAGAUGUACUUCAGAGCUGUUGAUGGUCUGUUUCUGAAAGUGACAAGCUUCACAUAACUCAGCUGAAAUGUUGGGAUGAGCUGCGGUCUUGGUCGGCUGUGGUCAUGUGACUUUUGCCCCCUGCCUGGGCUCUUUCUCCUCCUAUUUUCCUAGAGAGCUAUAGAGAGUCACUGGGACGUGGAGUAAAGAGGAAGUUGGGAGUGUAACAGAACACCCAGAAAAAAGAGAGAUGCGUGUCCGUUUCUGUGUAGAUUAAAGGUAGAUCGGCGUGAUCUGUUCUUGGAUUUCUUUUGGUCUUCUCAGCAGUGGCUCCGUGUCUCAAUAUUUUUAAUAAUGUUAACUUCAGUCUCAUCUGGAUCCUUCCAGAGUAGCAGUUCUUUGAUGAGCUACAAUUGGGAAAAAUAACUUUUAACACAUUUUCUAUCUGACUGAGCUGCUCUGCAGAAGCAUAAGUGCAACACGUGAACAGAGAACUGCUAUGCUUGUAGCACUAACCGCCUCACUCUACGCUGUCACUGUGCAGUUUAUUACCCCUGACGUGCAACCUUUUCUGCUGUAGCUGUGAUAUCUGAUCUCCUCAAAACAACUGUAACACAUAUUAAUAAACUGUUUUUCUGUUUCACAUAGAGCACAGCAACAGUCAGCAAGGCAUAAUCCUGUUAAAUGCAAGAAAACACAUAUUUUAAAAAAGACUAAAACCUGUGUCAGCCCCACUGUUACUUCAUACAGCAUAUUCUUUGUGCCAACACACAUUCUAGUUGCAAAAUAAAAUGUUCAUUAUUUUCAGUCAUCAUACUGGUGUGUGUGUGUGUGUGUGUGUGUGUGUGUGAGAUGGAGCUGUAAUUUUCAUUAAAAAGUAAUUGGAUGCUAUUAAAUGCAUGAAAAUUGUUUAGAAAAAUACUGUUCACUGUUUCCCAGAGGCCAAGGUGACAUCUUCAAGUUGUUUAUUUGUCCAGUUAGCUGUCUUGAAUCAAAUUAUAAUCAAUUUAUUGUCAUAGAAAACUAAGAAAAUCAAGCAAAUAUUUACACUUGAGAAAGUGAGGUCUAUUUUUUUUUUUUUUUUGCUUAAAAAUAACUUUACUGUUAAUUAAUUGAUUAUCAACAAACUGUGUCCACUCCAGCGUGCAUGUUGUUUACAUUUUUUUGUACAUUUUCUCAAUAAGGGCCUAAUUGUAUUCAUUCCUCAAACGGGUGCUUAAAGUAUAGUAGCUGUGGCACUUGCUGUGUGUACAUCGAUAGAUUCACCACAGAAUAUCCAUGGUGGUGUUCCCAUUUCUCAACACUCUUCCCCUCAUUAUGCACAGGUUCCCCCUCAUUAGGUCCAAAGUGAGUUACAGUUUAAUAAAGAAGUGGGAAACGAGCCACAGCAAGUCAUUAGUAAGAUACUAUUACAUGAUAAUAUGUUAAAUAUUAACUGCAAGGCCAAACAGGGUCGAGAUGCUUCCAUAAUGUUGGACCUGUCUUUGAUAACUGUGCCUCAUUCGACUUUUGUCCUCACCCACAGUAACGUGCACAAGUCUUUUACACACAUAUCAAGCAAAGUUGAGUUAAACUGCUACAAAUUUUCAAGCCUAAAGAUGUAAUAAUGUAUUUUUUACUGUAGAUGAUCUUCAUAUAUAUGUAUUUUCAUCUGUGACUUAUUGUUUUGUCAAAUGUUGAUUUCAUAUUUGUAGAACUGCCUUCUAAGAAUCCUGGCCUGAUUGAGCGCCCGUAUCAUCAGUAUCCGUUUAUCAAACAGUAAUAUCAUGUUAUAGGGUCAGCUGACGUGUAGCUGUGGGUUCAACAGAAAUUAGGAUUUUUCAUAUAUUGUAACUCGUAUUAAAAUGUGUCCUCUGUUUUUA
Messenger RNA from Monopterus albus (swamp eel), 4650 nucleotides. RefSeq names its product receptor-interacting serine-threonine kinase 2 (gene ripk2). Gene Ontology annotation, biological process: positive regulation of canonical NF-kappaB signal transduction; regulation of apoptotic process; innate immune response. The record is from RefSeq and is a predicted model, not a curated record. The coding region runs from base 344 to 2083 and encodes 579 amino acids. NCBI's taxonomy places the organism in Eukaryota, Metazoa, Chordata, Actinopteri, Synbranchiformes, Synbranchidae. Gene Ontology annotation, molecular function: JUN kinase kinase kinase activity; ATP binding. The transcript is spliced from 11 exons.